Molecule: messenger RNA, 807 nt
Organism: Zingiber officinale
Lineage: Eukaryota; Viridiplantae; Streptophyta; Magnoliopsida; Zingiberales; Zingiberaceae
Product: interactor of constitutive active ROPs 4-like
Exons: 3
Coding region: 1-807 (268 amino acids)
Source: RefSeq, a predicted model, not a curated record
AUGGAGACAGAGCCACUGAGGAUCUACUGUGAUAACAAGGCCGCAGAACUUUAUGCCAAGAACAACCGUAGUUCGUCGAAGUCCAAGCACAUCGACAUUAAGUUUCUAGCGAAAGAGGAAAAGGUGACGAAGAAGCAGCAAGAGGAGGAGACAAAGGCAAUGAUUGAGAAAUUAGGGAGGCAUGAAGACAAUGAGACUGCUGCUGCUGUUGCAGAGGAAGAGGACGAGGACGAGGAAGAGGAAGAGGAAGAAGAGGAGGAAGUAGUCAUUCUAAAAGCCAAGCUUUUGAAGGAGAGGGAAGUGGCAGUUCUACUCGAAGAAAACAAGAUCUUCAAGAUCAAAGCAGAGGAAGAAGCCAAGCAACUUGCAGAAUCUGCUCAGACCAAGCAAGAACACCUCGCGGCGCAGCUGAAUUUGAUGGAAAAGAAACUCAAAGACAGCAAAACUAAAGAGCAGCAAUUGAGCUCGCAGCUGGAGACGGCAGAAGGCAGCAAGGCGACAUUGGAGAUGGACUUGAAGCGGAUGAAGGUGCAAAUGGAGCAAUGGCAGAAGGCCGCAGAGGCAGCCGCGGAGGUACUAGCCUCCGCCGGAAACGAUGCAAGUGAGGAGAUGAGUGACAGAAUCUUAGCCGAGCGUUGCAGCUCAAUGGACAAAUACCUUGAGGCCGAUUACAGAAGCUGGGAAUCGCCGUCGAUCGACGAAGAUACAGAUGAGGAUGGCGGCGGCGGCGGAGGCAGAUGGGGAAGGAGGAAGGGUGCCGGUGUGCGGAUAUUCGGAAACCUUUGGAAGAAGAACCAGCAUAAAUGA